Sporisorium graminicola is the source of this 2652-nucleotide messenger RNA. RefSeq lists its product as uncharacterized. Lineage: Eukaryota; Fungi; Basidiomycota; Ustilaginomycetes; Ustilaginales; Ustilaginaceae. Gene Ontology annotation, cellular component: mating projection tip. Bases 1 to 2652 code for a protein of 883 amino acids. The record is from RefSeq and is a predicted model, not a curated record. The transcript has a single exon.
AUGUCUUCCGACGACGCCUACGACUCUGUCUCUGCCGCCAAAGCUAACGUCCUCUCUGCAUGCAAUGCAGUAGAAGGCACAGCGUCCCUCGCCGCUUCCUUGCCUCACUUUCUCGCCGCUACCACCAACGUGCAACUCGCACAGUCGGUCACCUCUACCGUGCACGGGGCAGCACGUGUCUUUGAUCUGUCUAUGACAGUGAUCGAAAAGGUGCUUGCCUACUUUGUCAAUUCCUACAAGUCGCUGUUCAUGUGUUUUAUCGAGCUACUCGUGCGUGGGUCGCUCGCGGUGCUCAUCGAAGCGGUGCAGUUGAUCUCACAAGCCAUCACUGCUGCCGCGCAGGGGAUACGCGCAGCAAUUCAGGAGUCGAUCCAAGGCGUCAACGUCAUUCUUUCCACCGCCGUCAGCGCGAUUAACGACAUCGUCGGAGCAUUCGGGCUGCACGUCAACCCGCCUCACAUCACAAUCCCCUCCCUGACAGCACUGGAAAACAUCACCCUUCCACACGAGAUCCAAGACGGCCUGCUCAAGCUCAAUGCCACCUUGCCAACACUGCAGCAGCUCAAGCAGACGCUGGACACACUCAUCCAGACGCCAUUCGAAGAGAUGCGGCGCCAAGUUAACGCUACGCUCGGCGGGUUCGAGUUCAACCACACGCUGCUGCCCGUGCCGCAGAUGCAGAACGUGACGUUUUGCGAUCGAGUCGAUACGCGUCCGUUGGAUGAGUUGGGGGAAGAGCUGAGGCACGCGGCGCGGUGUGGGUUGGUCGUGCUGGCGCUGGUGGCAGUGGUAGUGGUGCUGUUGGGGGUGGCAUGGGAAUGGUGGAAGUGGCAGAGCGAGGUGAGGGCAGUUGAGCGGACCAGGGGUGUUUGGCUUGCCCAGCAUCCCGAAAUUGCCUCAAAGAAGGAGGGGGGUGAUGGCCAGAGCGAUGUGCUCAAGACGGAAAACCUCAUGUCGUUGCUCACUAUCUCUCGCCACCCACUCAUCUCUUCCGUCUCGCUCGCACUCUGCCAACGAAUGGGCAUCACAACACGACAAGACCAACACCGCAUCGCGUGGCUCCUUUGCUUCCUCACUCACCCCGCCUCGCUCGCAUGCAUCCUGACCGGCCUCUUGGGCCUCCUCUCGGUCCUGCUGCAAGCCAUCCUAAUCCGCCGCCUCACCAACCACUACUCGUCGUCGAUCAACACCUCGCUCGCCCACCUAUCGUCCGACGUCAUCGCCGUCGUCAACGAUCACUCGCGAAACGCCUCGCUCGAGUUCUCCACCUCCGCCAACGCGAUCAUCGCGCAGGUCGAAACGCAGCUCAACGAGCACGUCUUUCGAUGGGUCGACACUACGACCUCAACAAUGAAUGCGACGCUCAACACGUUUGUUGACGGCAUCACGGAGAGCUUGGAGAGCACGUUUGGGGGUACGCCGUUCAAUGCACCACUGCAAACGUUCGUGCAGUGCAUAGUGGGACAGAAGGUGGCAGGGAUCGAGCGGGCGUUGACGUGGAUGCAUGACAAUGCGUAUGUCAACUUUAGCUUGGUGCCAGAGGACGUGCUGAUGUUGGGACCGGAGGAGAAGGAGGCCAUGUUGCGGCCGGUGCGUGAGGCGAUGCUUGGUGAUGGGGAUCAUGGCGAUGGGGGUGGAGUGGUGGAGCAUGUGACGGGUCGGUACUUGAAGCAUUUGCAGCAGGAAAAGGUUAUGUUCGCAGCGUUGGUUGGGGUGUACGGGGUGAUAUUGUUGGUUGGGCUGGUGGUGGUGCUGUAUGCGACGAUUGCAGAGCGAGGAGGGGAUAGAGACGAUGUGCACAGCGUUGUCACAGAGGAAAAGUUGAGGGAUAGUCUUCAAGCUGCACCCUCUGCUGCAGUAGUCGGCUGGUGGCGUAGAACCCCAAGGCCCUCGCUAUAUCGCUUCCGUCGACAGCCAUCUCCGCCGUCAAACGAUUCCGUCGAUCCUAUACAGACUCUCAAGAACGUCGCUGCGCGUCGCACCUCGACAGCCCCCUCGAAUCGCUCUGCUUGCACACAUGUCGCCAAAGACAGCAUCUCGUACCCGUUCCAGAUCCCCACUUGCAGUCCUUCUGCUCGACCUCGGCAGCCGGCACCGCUGCGACAGGUGGACUCGAGCGACCGCGAUUCCGUCCUGUCUAUUCGGCAAGAAGGUCCUAUCGAGGUAACGGACGCAGAGGCAGAGCUACGCAGCUCAUGGCUCUCCUUUUUGGCGACUCACUCUCACGGAGAGCAAGCGGCGACAGCAGCCGAAGAAGGAGCACAUGACAGGUUUGAGCGCCUGUUUGGCUGCUCUCCCGUCGCUUCACCUACAACGUCGAAGUUCGACAACCACAUUUCUGCUCCGUCUGCGUCGCGUGGCGAGAAUGUAGAUGCAAACGAGAGGCGGUUCAGGGAGACGCUUGACCUCAGACCGGAACAGGAUUGGAUCGGGUCCAAGAGCCCUAUUCCACCAUCGGCGGCGAGCCAACAGACAACGGACGUCGAGCUUGUAGGUUCCAGUAACACGACUGAUGCGCAGAUGAAACAUGCUGAUGAAGGCAGCUAUGCUUUUGCCAACACGAAAAUGCCUCAGAAUCGGCCGCUACAAUCGCUACAGCAGCAGCAGAGGUGGAUUGGAUCUCCGCAGUCAAUCUCAUUUUACGCUUGGUAG